This is a messenger RNA of Gadus morhua (Atlantic cod), 4945 nucleotides long. RefSeq names its product espin (gene espn). Gene Ontology annotation, molecular function: actin filament binding. The record is from RefSeq and is a predicted model, not a curated record. The coding region runs from base 526 to 3438 and encodes 970 amino acids. NCBI's taxonomy places the organism in Eukaryota, Metazoa, Chordata, Actinopteri, Gadiformes, Gadidae. The transcript has 15 exons. Gene Ontology annotation, biological process: actin filament bundle assembly. Gene Ontology annotation, cellular component: cytoplasm.
UAACAGGCUAAGCGAUCCUCCACUCAUGGAUUAUUCAACAAGUGGUGAGUCCCAUGUCGCCAGCUGGGAGGGAGAGAUAUGGAGCAAUAAUCUUUUAUAAAACAAAACAAACACCUUUGAGCUUUUUUUUAAUUGUGAAAACAGGAUUAGAAAACCAAAGCGACAGGUGAGCAGCAGCAUAUCUAAAUCGACGGUAGGUGAGUCCAGGUCACAUCCCCGCGAACAUAGGUAGACAGAAGAUGUCCUGAAUGAUUGGAUACGAUCAGAUAUGUAUCGGUUAAAUAUUGCAGCAAGCAGUAAUCGGGAUAGUGUUGGGCGAAGACGAAGCUUUGGGAAUGAAAGAUGCGUUCCCUACUGGACAACCUAGAUCACCUUACCUGAAGACUCGCCCUCUUCGGGUGGGAAUGGUGUCUUCCUGCAGACUUGAACUAACGGGAAAAACGAAGCAUAGCGUUCAAAUACAUUACAAUGGAUAUUCAUUUUGCAAGAUGAACUACGGGUUGUGUUAACACAGAAGUUACAAUUAUGGCGGAGAACACGCUUCUCGCGGCAAGGCAGGGCGACGUGCAAGUCCUGAAGGGGCUUUUAGGAACCAAUGAACUGAACGACGGCGUGAAGGAUGUCCUCGGAGCGUCCCCCGUGCACCACGCCGCCCGAGCCGGGAAGCUGACAUGUCUGCGUUUCUUGGUGGAAGAGGCUGGCUUGUCGGGGAACACUGUGGCCAACAAUGGCGCCAGUCCGGCGCACGACGCAGCGGCCACGGGCAACCUGGCGUGUUUACAGUGGCUGCUGACCCAGGGGGGCUGUCGACCCGAGGACAGGGACAGCUCGGGAGCUACAAUCCUCCACCUCACAUCUCGCUUUAGUCAGCACGAGCUCAGCGAUUGGCUGCUCAAGAGCGGUGAGGUGGACCCCGGGGCCACCACAGACUCGGGGGCCCUCCCUGUUCACUACGCCGCUGCCAAGGGCGACCUGCCGUCCCUCCGACUGCUGCUGGGACACAGCCCAAAUGUUGUCAAUUACCAAACCAAGAAUGGUGCCACGCCCUUAUACCUGGCCUGUCAGGAGGGCCACCUGGAGGCCGUCCAAUACCUGGUGAAGGAUUGUGGGGCGGAGCCAAGCAUCCGAGCCAAUGACGGCAUGACUCCGCUGCAUGCCGCCGCCCAGAUGGGCCACAACACCGUCAUCGUGUGGCUGGUGAGCUUCACGGAGGUGGGUCUGUCGGACCGCGACGGGGACGGGGCCACGGCCAUGCACUUUGCGGCCAGCAGGGGCCACGCUAAGGUGCUGAGCUGGCUGCUGCUGCACGGGGGGGAGACCGUCACGGACAGCUGGGGAGGAACACCGCUCCACGACGCCGCGGAGAACGGAGAGCUGGAGUGCUGUCAGAUCAUGGUGGUGAACGGGGUGGACCUGGGCAUCAGGGACCACGACGGCUUCGCCGCCGCCGACCUGGCCGAGUACAACGGACACCCGCAGUGCGCCAAGUACCUGCGCACGGUGGAGCACAUGAGCGUGGAGCACCGGGUGCUCUCCAGGGACCCCUCCACAGACCUGGAGUACAAGCAGCCCGACUCAGGCCUGUCCUCGCCCAACACCACCAUGCCCCCCAUCAACCCCCCGGCCCGCUUCGACCUGGGCUCCCCCUCCAGCAGCCUCUCCAACUACGACUCGGCCAACUCCAGCCAGACCAGCACCGGGGAGAAGAGGGGCGGAGCCCCGCCGGCCCCCCCUGCUCCCACCACGCUGCCAGGUGGUUCAGCGACGGCCAUCACCAACAUGCAGGCCUACAUGGACAUGCUGAACCCAGAAAUCAGGUCCGAUGUCCCGCAGGGGAGCGCGCCCUCCUCGGCCGCGGGCUCCCAGGCCCCUGGGCCUGCACCUUCGUCAUGUCCAGCAUCAGAGAUAGACCUACCGGACCUGCCUCCACCUCCUCCCCCACCACCCCCUCUACCACCCCUAAUCCCUCCACCCCCGCCCGAGUUCCCUCCCCCGCCUCCCCCACCCGGGGUAGAGGCCACCCUGCCCCCUCCCCCUCCCCCUCUCCCGCCCCCGCCGCCGCCCGGCUACCCGGCCCCCCUGCCCCCGUCCGGGGUCCCGGGGCAGCAGCCCCUGAGGGCUUCGGGUUCUGCAGAGUACCUGAAGAUCAAGAACAACCUGCGGCACGUGGAGAACGACAAGAGACAGCUGACUGCAGCGGAGAGCCGUGAUAGGCUGCGGCGGGUGGACUCCAACAGGAAGUCGAGGAGCUUCAGCAAACAGCCCAGCACUGGGGACUACUACAAGGCCCUGGGCAGUGACACCCAGACAGCCCAGCACCCUGGGAGCAGCGCCAUGCCGCCAAACGAGGAGGGCUCCGCUCUAUUGGAGGAGCCUGCUCAGAGCCCCGCACCCGUUCCGGAGAAUGGCACAUUAGCGGGUGUGGUCCCUCCCCCACCUCCUCCUCCUCCUCCGCCACCACCCCCGCCAAGCAACGCCGUGCCGACUCCGCCCCCUCCGCCGCCGUUGCCCCCGGAUACGCCCUCCGCCGCCAAGUCGCCCAAAACUAAAGGGGACGUCGAAGGAGCCCCGAGACGAUCCUCCUCAACAGGAACUGGGGGUCUUCUGCUCUCCCCUCGUGAGGCGGAGCCUGGGGUGCUCAGGCAGAUGAAGAGCAACAAAUCCUUCAACAUGAUGUCCCCCACGGGAGACAACUCGGAGCUACUGGCGGAGAUCAAGGCUGGGAGGAACUUGAAGCCCACCACCCACAAUAAGGGCUACACCACCGUCUACACCAGCGGCGGCCCCCCGGGCACCAAUGGAACCCCCGACCCGGAACAGGACGAGGGCACGGAAGCUGCCCCCCCAGAACCCAGCCCCCCAGUGCCCAGCCCCCCGGUCGCUAACCCCCCGCCCCCGGCCGCAGUUAAGGCUCCCACGUCUCCCCCCGCCACGGCCUCCACCAGCCCCACCCGGACGGCCAGCCCCAGCCCGGCCCCCAGUCCCACGGGCUCGGGCCAGGGCCGGUCCUCCCCCUCGGGCUCCGUGGUCAACGGCGGGGGCGCGGCGGUCCGGAAGACCAGCCUGGCGGACGUGGAGGCGAUGGUGCCCACCCACGACGAGCAGGGCAAGGCCAUCCCGGAGUGGAAGCGGCAGGUGAUGGUGCGGAAGCUACAGGCCAAGGUGCAGGAGGAGGAGGAGCACCGGCGCAAGGUGGAGGAGGAGGCCGCCCGUCUGGCCUCACUGCCAGCCUGGCGGAGAGACGUGAUGAAGAAGAAGAUGGAUGAAGAGAAGCUGGACAGGGAGCAAAAGAGAAAAGAAGAGCAGGAGGUUAAACAAGCCAAGGAGACUGAGGAGAAGACAGAGCAGGAGCGGCUACGGACCCUGGGCUACGACGAGACCAAGCUAGCUCCCUGGCAGCGCCAGAUCAUCCUGAAGAAGGGGGACUUGACUAAAUAGCGACACUCGGCUUUGGCCUUCACCAUCAGGAACAGGACAGUCCGAAGAGCGUAGGACUCCCCCGCUCGGCCGCUGCGGAGACACAAGACGACGACAUCGACUGCUUCGGUUCUAUUCAAAGUCUGGGGAACACUAAACGGUCAGAUAAUUUAGAGUUGAUGCUAGCGGUGUCUAAUUUCUAAAAGUAAAGUAGCUAAUUAUUCUCCUCGUUCUCUCGUCAAGACAUUUGCGGAAAUUGGUAUGCGUCUGAACUAUAUUACGAUUAUCUUUAGUACUGUAAUGACACUUUUAGCCGAUAGAUGCUAGGGCUGUUUUCACAACACUGUUAAUAGAUGGAGUCCCACACACACACACACACACACACACACACACACACACACACACACACACACACACACACACACACACACACACACACACACACACACACACACACGCGCACACACACACCUCUACUGUAACCAGAGGCUAGUCUAAAAGCUACAAUUUUGCCAUCAGGAAAAUCUCCUGUUCAAUUUUUGUUUUUCUUCACUCGCCAGUAUACAAGAAAUGUUAAAUCUGUUGUGGAUUAUUGUUGGAAUAAUAAAAGUAAAUAGUUGAUCAAACUCUGAAUGGCAUAAUGUAACAAAACAGCGUCGUUCUAGUGAUAUUUUUGUAUGGAGCUCUAUUCAUAUCCUUAUAAUUUCACUCCACUGCCAGAAACAUAUAUUCUUAAAUGAGAUAUCAUGUGUUCUAUAGACUGUUAUAUCAUGGUAGAUUUGAAAUAGUAAUAAAUCCUAUUUCAAAUCAAUGAAAGAUUGCCAGUCAAAUUAUUUACAAAAGAUAAUUUAGUCUCAUGUAGUAUACAUAGAUCAAUACCUAGGUACUGCAUCCCAGAGGGGAAAUUAUAACACUUUUCCUGCAAACAUUUUAUAUUUAAAACCAUUUAGAUGAAUAUUGGAAAGCCACAUCAUUACUUGGAGCCCUGGAAGAGUUUUCUUAAAAUACAAUAAACAUUCACUUAAAUUCAGGAAGCAUCAAACGCAAAAGUCUUUGGACUUUGGACAUCGCACCUGCAAGACAAACAAUUCAAACUUAGAAAAAGGUCCCUGCUAUUUCCAAUAGCAGGGACUCAUCCCAUGAAUGACAAAAUGACAUUCCACCAUUAGAGGGCUGACUCCUCCUUCAGUUCGUAUUCUCCAUGACAUUUCUGAGUCAUGUGACUCAACUGCAGAAGAUGCGUUCAAACAAACAAUAUGGCAAAAAGCAAAUGUUUGCAGGGCACGGAGCAGUGCAAUGUGAUGCUGACUGUGUUGGAUGUGUCUUUCUGAAUGUGUUCGUAAAUUCAUGGCAAAACAUAUUAUAUUAUAUAUUUGCUUCAUUGAUGUAUGUCCAUUUUUGUAGUUUAUCCUACGAGCAUAUCACAUCAUCGUGAAAUUCAUGGUCCUUGUGUGAGUAAUAAUUUGGAAAUAGUCGCUUUCAUUGGAUGCCAUAAUAAUUUAAAAAAUAAAGACUAUCUGAACGUCAA